Messenger RNA from Symbiodinium sp. CCMP2592, 306 nucleotides. NCBI's taxonomy places the organism in Eukaryota, Dinophyceae, Suessiales, Symbiodiniaceae. The record is from the annotation of a GenBank genome assembly.
AUGGGGUGCAGUGGAAGCAUUGACAGCAGGAGCGUGGAACCCCAGGUUUGCGCCACGGUGGUGCUCCUCGUGCCGGAGUGUCUUGCGUUGUCUCCGAGCCGUGCAUUACCACCCAGUUUCGAUACACAUCGGCAGUAUGUCCAGAAGCUCAACGGGUACCUCUCCGACGUGCUCAAGAAUCCUAGUGGUUUCCAGAGCAGGGUGAAGGUGCGUCGUGAAAGCUUCGGCAAACCAAGGGCCGCGGCCUGUGGGAAUCCAGGCUCAGACGGGGACAUCAAACCAUCUUCCCAUGAGUUCCACGUGUGA